CCUCUCAGGCCCGCUCGCGGCUCGCACGUAGCAGUGUCGCCGCCUCGCCGGGGACGACGGAUAUCGCAGGCGCCGCACCCCGUUCCCAUCCUUGUCCGCUUGUCAGAUCAGACCCCCAUCUGGCCGUUGGUACCCCCCUCUCUCUCACGCAGCCCAGCCAGGCUCGCACGCAGGCAGGGGCGGCGACCGCGACCGCGACCGCGACCCGCAAGGCGCCAAGGCGGGCGAGCCCGCCGAGGCGGAAGGCGCCUCGAGAUCUCCUCCGCGCGGCUCGCGGGUCAGAAGCAGCAAGUCGCAUUUGUAAAUUCAUCAUCGUCCCCGCCUGCAAAAUAUCUGCCGUGGCCUCCUCGAUUACCUUCCAUUCUCUGAAAUCCCAAUUCGGCAGUCCCCCAAAUCGCACGCCCCCACUGCUACGUUCCCCCUUCGAGCGCGCGCCCAGUUAGCCCCGUCCGCGGCCGCGGGUUGACUCGCAAUCGCAAGCGUCUAGAUCCGGGCUUCCCACCUCCGACGACGACCGCGCAGCCGGCCAACGCGGAAGCCCCGCGAUAAAUCGCUGUGCCCCAUCCUUUGGCGUCCCCCACACCACCGACUUCACCGGAGCAGGAGGAAGCGUCUGAAAGAUUCGGCAACGCUUCAUGUGCCUGAUUGGUUGGUUGCGCGGGCUCGCGAGGCCCUAGCACCGAGUUCAGGGAGCACUUCGUGGGCUUACAGCGACUUGUUCACUCGUCUUGAGGUGCUGGAGCUGUCACGUUGUGGUAGUUGAGAGGGAUCUGUCCAAUUUGCAUAGUUGCGAGGAAAGGUUCCUGAGAUGUCUAAUCUCUCAGACCCCUCAAAAGAAGAUACUUCACCUGAAGGUUCAGGUACUACCCAGAGAACUGGAGCCUGGAGUAACACAUUGAACACUCUUCUGCAGCAAGCCUCAGUCUAUGGUGUGGCUGCCGGGUAUUGUUUAUCAGCGUCGCUGCUCUCCAUCAUCAACAAAUGGGCAAUCAUGAAAUUUCCAUAUCCUGGAGCCCUGACAGCUCUGCAAUACUUCACUAGUGUUGCUGGAGUUCUCCUAUGUGGACAGCUCAAGCUCAUUGAGCACGACGGCCUUAAUCUGAGGACAAUGUGGAAGUUCUUACCUGCUGCUGUGAUGUUCUAUAUCUCCAUCUUCACAAAUAGUGAGCUCCUGCUUCAUGCCAAUGUGGAUACUUUCAUUGUGUUCCGCUCUGCUGUGCCUAUAUUUGUCGCGAUUGGGGAGACGCUGUAUCUUCAUCAGCCAUGGCCAUCACUCAAGACAUGGCUUUCACUUUCCACAAUACUUGGUGGAAGUGUGAUCUAUGUUUUCACAGACAACCAAUUCACUGUGACUGCUUACACCUGGGCAGUGGCCUACCUAGCAAGCAUGUCCAUUGAUUUCGUGUACAUCAAGCACGUCGUAAUGACCAUUGGGCUGAACACAUGGGGCCUUGUGCUAUACAACAACCUUGAGGCUUUGAUGUUAUUCCCCCUUGAGCUCCUUAUAAUGGGAGAAUUUGAUCAGAUGAAGGUCGACAGCUCCAAUGUGUCAAACUGGCUUUCAUUUGAUGUGGUCCUCCCUGUUGCUCUCUCAUGCCUGUUUGGACUAUCGAUAUCCUUCUUUGGAUUCUCCUGCAGACGGGCUAUCUCUGCUACUGGGUUCACAGUGCUUGGCAUAGUGAACAAGCUCCUAACUGUUGUGAUUAAUUUGCUUAUUUGGGACAAGCAUGCCUCUUUUGUGGGUACCAUUGGGCUCUUGAUAUGCAUGUCAGGUGGUGUGCUCUACCAGCAAUCCACCACGAAACCAAAGGCACCCAAGGCUGAGCCGAAGGAAGAGAACGACGAGGAGCAGCAGAAAUUGCUGCAGAUGCAGGGAGUGCAAGAGAGCAAUUCAACUCAAAAGUAAAGCUCUUCAUAAACCUUACAAGGAAGUUCCUUUGAUGCAUUAUCUCCUUUGCAACAGCCUCACCCUGAACGUUUUUGUAUUGGCUAAUAUACUUGGAAAGAAGCAUAUGGAUGAAUGCAGUCCUGGACUAGGAGCUACAAAAUCUUAUGUUUUAGAUAUUAGAAGUCAUGGAGGGGACCAAAUUAUCACUAUGCAAUUCUUUAUAACUAUAUUGCUGCUUUCAUUUGUAACGCAAAAUUGUUAUGAUAGGAUACCAGGUACUCAGCAAAUAUACCACAUUGAAUACUUCCUAUACGAAAACAUCUAUCUCAUACAGUUCGGUGAUAGUAUGAUCUGUGUUUAGUCA
Molecule: messenger RNA, 2252 nt
Organism: Sorghum bicolor (sorghum)
Lineage: Eukaryota; Viridiplantae; Streptophyta; Magnoliopsida; Poales; Poaceae
Product: GDP-mannose transporter GONST3
Exons: 3
Coding region: 809-1906 (365 amino acids)
Cellular component (GO): Golgi apparatus
Molecular function (GO): antiporter activity; GDP-fucose transmembrane transporter activity
Source: RefSeq, a predicted model, not a curated record